AAGGAAUAAUGUCCAUCAGGAAAUCACAGAAAACAGUAAUAGUACACUCUGAACACCAAAAUAUGAGUCUACCACGUUGCUAGUACUUUGCUGUUUUGCACCGUGGUUCAAAUCAGGAUUUUCGCUUUGUGCCACGUUAAAUAUAAGGAAUCACUCCAUUAGCCUUGAGGAUCCGAAGCUUGUUACCUUAUUGACGGCGCCCAGAGUCGCUGUCGCAGUGGAUCAGCCACCAGACAGCAUGAGCUUAUUACCGAAAAAUGUUCAACUAGCUUUGUGUUGACGGGAGGUGGCCUUAGGAAGCCUGAAAAGCCGAUGCCCCAGGCCGGGGCGCCACCUCAAUGCAGAAAGACAUGGUUAAGGCCGAUGCCUUCGUGGACAGCCAGCUUGAGCACAGGCUGGCGCCCUUGGUGGCCGGCCAGGAGCUGGCGUCAGCUGUAAUUCAGGACACGGUGAAGUAUCUGGGAAUACAGCCGACUGCCAUAUCGCAGCUGAAUGGUCCUUACCUUCAAGUCCGACCUGCUGGCUCAGAUGCUUCGGACAUCUUACUGGUGGGCAGCUGGCGCACUCAUUACCAGCCGGGGGGCGAUGCUGCCAGCGGUCCCGUCCUCGACAGCAUGCAGCGGGUGAUGACAAAGCCUGCCCCCGUGGCGCAGCUUCAUGCAGCAAAGAGCGACGGGUCUCAGCUGCAAGCAAACACUUACGCACCCGCCAGGGCUCUCGUUACGCAGGCUGGAUCUCUGACGGCCCCUGGCGCAGCAGCAGCACUCGCAACAGAUGGGCUGCAGGCACCGCAGGCGGCAGGGGACCAGGGCCCUGGCCGGUAUAACGGGGUUGGCGCCAUGCAUCAUGCGCUCGAACAGAUCCGCAGCUCUGAGCAGCGUGCGGGAGACGGCCUACAAGAAGGGCCUUAUCUUGGACAUCAGGGCCUUGUUUUCUCUACUGCUAUGCCGCCCCGCAGUGCUGGGCCCAUCAUUGAGGAGUGUCCCUCUGACGCUGAGCCGUCGUCACCGCGGAAACAUGGACAUCAGCAGCACCGGCAGCACCAGCACGAGAACCAUGCGCAGCAGCGGGAGCAGCAGCACGUGAACGGUGAGGCCGUGGCCGGCCGCCUCCACGGCGUGUUACACGCCGAGCCCAUUGUGCAACUGGCUGAUUCCCUGUCUGGCCCAGAUCGCGUCGUGGAGGAUGCGGCUGCCCUGCCACAGCAGCAGCGUUUGCAAGAAGUCGAGGAAGAGCUGAGGCAGCAGCAGCUGCGAUCAGCGGAGCACCACUCGCAUGCACUGCGGGGCGCAGCGUCGCCUGCCGAUGGACAUGUCGUGCGGCUGCAAGGUCCUGGAAUGGUGGCCGCAAGCGCGUUUGCAUCUGCUGCAGCCGCAGCUGCCGCCUAUUCUGGGGGAGCUGCUGCUUCUCCUCCUGCUUCUGCUUCUCACGGAGUAGCAGGGCUCUCGAACGCGCUCGUUCCAUCAGUUGCCAAUCCCUUGCUGCUCAGCCCGCGCCCCCGUUCGGAAUGGGAGCUUGACCCGAACAAAAUCGUUAUGGGUCGGCGGCUGGCGGUGGGCGGCUUUGGGGAGGUGUUCAUGGCCAAGUAUGAGGGCACGCUGGUGGCGGUGAAGCGGCUGCUGGCUACGGAUUCAGACACCACCAAGCGCUUCGUGGACGAGGUGCACAUGCUGGCGAGCCUGCGCCACCCCAACCUGCUUCUGUUCAUGGGCUACACGCUGACGCCGGAGCCGUCCAUCGUGACGGAGUUCAUGGCGCGCGGCAGCCUCUUCCGCAUCCUACGCCAAGCGGGCAACCGGCCGCCCGAUGCACGGUUCCAGCGUGCAGUGGCUGUAUCGGUGGCGCGCGGCAUGGCUUACCUGCACAGCCGCCGCCCUCCCAUCCUGCACCUAGACCUCAAGAGCCCCAACGUGCUCGUGGACGACCGCUGGAGGGUCAAGAUUGCAGACUUUGGCCUGUCGCGUGUACGGCAACGCACCUACGUGUCAUCCGGUGCCACUUCCGGCUCGCCUGAGUGGAUGGCGCCCGAGGUACUUCGCUGUGACCAGUAUGCGGAGGCAGCGGACGUUUACAGCUACGGUGUGGUGCUGUGGGAGCUGCUGACCGGCCAGGCGCCCUGGGCGGACCUGAACGCCAUGCAGGUUGUUGGUGCCGUGGGCUUCGCUCGGCGCACCCUGCCAGAUCCCUCUGAGGGCGAUCAACUCCUCCUGCACCUCUGCAAGGCCUGCCGCGCACACGACCCCACGCAACGACCCAGUUUUGCGCAAAUUGUCGAAGCCAUGGACAGCCACUUUGGCCCGCCUGCAUUCCCAGGCCCACAACAGCAGGGCGAGCCGGCAGCGGCAGUCGCUACCGUGGGCCCGGUGGCUGAGGCCGGAAACCAGCUGCCACCGCCGCCGCCGCAGCAGCAGCAGCCUGAGCAACCGCAGCUUCACCAGCAGCAGUUGCCGCUGCCUCAACUUCCGGCACCCGAGGGCGCGGUUGUGGAUGUCGAGCAGGUGGCGCCUGCUGCAGCAGCCGCUGAUGGCGCUGGUGGCGAUAGGGCAGCAGCAGCAGCAGCCGGCGGGGCAGAGCGACCCAGCACAAGCGAGCCCAGUGCUGGCACAGCAGCAGCAGCCGGGGCGCGCCACAGCCGCAUUACUCGUCACCAUAGCUUGGCGGAUGUCAUGGGCCCGGAACCGGACGGCAGUGCCGCUGCUGCAGCUGGCAACCUGAGCGGUGGUGGCGGCGCGCCGGCUCGCCUGGACGCGCGGUUCAUGUCCGUACAUGAUUCGCCGCGCUCGCGGCGGCGAUACCGCAGUCCUCGAGGUCAGGACAUGGUUGGCCCGCCCGCCGUUACCGCACGGUUGCAGGAUGGCAGGAAGACGCCCUCGCCACGAACCAUUGGUGGGAGGCGGUGGCGUGGGGGUGCAUUUUCGGACGAUGAGUACGAGUUGGCGCAUGGGUCGCCGCCGCCGCCGCCGCCGCAGCUGGAGGCGGCCGAGGCUACAGCUGCUAACCCCGCCGGAACAGCUUUACAUGGUGCUACAGCAGCGCUAGCAGCAACGGGCAUACGGGGGUCCCAGGUUCCCGCAAUCUCGUCGCCAUUUGCAGCCAUGGCGACAUCGCGCUUUGGCCCGGGCAGCUCUACGGAUGUGAGGAGGUUUAGCUUGAGUGUCAUGCGCUCGGCUGAGGGCGGUGAGGGCGGCGCGCUUGAUGGUGGUGGGCUUCCCGGUGGCGGUGCUGACGGUGCCGGCGAAGGGCCCCAAGCCAUGGAGCUCGGCAGCCCUGAUAAACACUCGGCACUGGCCGCUGGUGCUGUCGAACAAGCGCCGAUUCAGCAGUCGCAGUCGCCACGAAGCCAGGCACAGGAGAAGAGGCGACUGGAUCAGCUGUACACCGCAAGCGCCGUCGCUGCUCCACAGCCUUCGCCGCAAUGGGGGCAGGAGGAGCUGGCGUCCCGGGAAGAACGACAGCAGCCCCUGCAGCAGCCGGAGCAGCCGGAGGAUGCCCAGCAACAGCAGACCGGGCAAGCGACACAGCAGCAGGCGGCCGAGUUGCUACACCCUGCAGUGCAUGGGGAUGGUACGACGGCCCCUGUCGUACAAAGCCGCCCAGGUCAUCGCCGUGUAUCCAGCGACGAAGCAGGCCGCUUGCACCGCCUCCAGGCCGCCGCCGUCGCCAGGGUGGCCGGAGGCGGCUCUGCUGGCGGUGCCCCCACAGGCCCUGCACUACCUCCGCAGCACCAGCAACAACAGCGGUUGCUGGGGUCGGUAGCGCCAUCCGGUGCUGGCCUGUUGCCGCCGCUGGCGCGGCGCAGCCGGGGCCUGGGCCGUCACAGUGCUCCCAUGCGGUACACGUACGGCGGCACUCCAUCUGCGAGCGCCGGCAUUCCGCAGCAGCAGCAGCAGGGUUAUCCCUCGCAGCAGCACCAGCAGCAACAGCUCCUCUUGCAGCUGCCGGCGCGGACCCGGCAGCACCAUGGCCAUAGCCUCCAGGGGCACCCUGCUCACCCUGCGCAGCAACAUGUGCAGCAGCUCAUGGCUGCGGGUAACGAAGCGUUGGGGCUGUUGCAACAGUACGAGCAGCAGCAACAGCAGCGCUUUGGUGGCAGCCAUUCGGCGCCCUCGAUCCCAGCCACUGGCGGGAAUGACGGCGAUGCUACAGCGGCGGCGGCGCUGGGGGCACCCGUGUCGCUCAGCCCGCUGGGUGCUGCUGCGGAGGGUGAGGGGGCGAUGCAGCGGAUGAUGUCUGCCUCUGCGAUGACAGCGGAGGCCCUGUUGAGUGGCGGCGAUCCCUGGCCUGACACACACAGCGAGUUGAGCUUUGCGUUUAUCCUGCGUGAGGACAACGCGAGCGUGUGCUCGGAUGACUACCCCCAGUUGCCGCUGCUGGAGGAGGAUGAAACCGCGGACCGGAUGGCUAUGGACGACCAGGACACUCCCGUUGGCUCGCUGGGAGCAGCGCCAUUCCUUUCUGCAGCGCCAUUCCUUGCAGCAGCGCCAGCUGCCCUCUUGCAGCUCGCUCGGCGACACCGCGACGACGACGCGGAUUUCGAGCUUCCUCGCCCCUUCCUCGCUGCCGAGCCGCGUACCCAGCAGCAUCAUCGCCCUCAACAUGCGGUGGCGGCAGCAGCAGCCGGAGCCGCUGCCCCAGCACCGGCGCCGACCUCCUCUCCCUUUGCAGCGCUGGCAUCGGCUGCCUCUUGGGGCUUGGCCGCAGCUGGCAGUGGGGGCGCGGGGGGCGACGGUGAUGCCAGGGCUGCUCCGCAGGCGGACCUCUGGGCUGCGCUGCAGCAGGCGGGGUCCUCAGGGAGCCGCAUGCGGGGCACGGAGGGCGUCCCGCCCCUGGGCUUCAGUCCUCGAAGCGGCAGCUCCGUUUCGGCGCAGCAGCUGCGACCCCAGCCGCCGCCGCCGCAGGAGUCGCUGGCACAGAGGCCUGCUGAGCAUCAGGCGCAGCAACAGCAGGUGGCUGCCAAGCCUCGAGGAGGUCUGACCACGUACCGCAGCGGCCGGUUCAAGGUCACCAUUGAGCCGGCUGGAGCUGACGGCAUGCCCCCGCCACCAUCACCCCAGCAGCAGCAGCAACAAGCGCCACAGCCGCAGCUGGUGCCCUCCCUUGCCUUGCCCGAGCAGCAACAGGAGCAAGCCUUACACGCCCAGUCUGCAACGCCCCAUGCUUCCGCAUCUCCAUCUAAUGCUGCUGCUGGACAAGCACCAGAGCCGGGCUCGGAUGCGCCUCACCGUCCUCCGCUUCACUCCUCACCCAGCCACGACGGCACAGCGGGGGAACUCGGGCCGUUAGCCUCGGCUGUUGCCGCCGUUAACGGCACGAACGGCGCCCCACUGUCGCCCACUAGCAGCGCAGCACACCUGCUAGCCACCUCGGUUUCAGAGGCCCCCGGUACGGUCAGCCGUCCUCGCAGCAGCCUGCACGGUCAUGGGGAGCUGAGCGCCGGCGGCCCGCCAGUCGCGCUUAACGGUGUGACCAUGUACCGCAAAGGGCGCUUCUUCGUGUCAUCGCAUGCAGCUGCAGGCGUGCAUUCCCUAUCCGUUACCAACCCGCUCGCAACGUCGUCGCAAGCAACUGGUAGCGGAGGCGGCUCGGGCGGUUCAGGCGCGGCCUCACCUUCCGAGUCCGUGCAUGGGGAAUCAGACGAGCAUGACGCAGCCGGCGGUGCGAGCGGCCCGGCAUCGCCGCUUACUGCGGACAACCCCCACGGCAACGUGCAGGCCUACAGAAUCAGCCACAUGCAGGGCAGCCAGAACGGCAGCGGCAGCGGCAGUGGAGGAAGCGCAACGGGUUCUGAAGCGGGCUCGCCAACCGAGGCGGCUGGCAAGCCCCCUUGUGGUCCGCGGCUGCCGCAACAGCAGCAGCAGCCGCCGUCCGCACAGACCGCGUCUGCAAAACUAGCACGACAGUACAGUCGCGGCCGGUUUACUGUGGCUGAAUCGAUUGUGGCGGCGCCGGCACCGGAGUCUCGACGACCGUCUUCUGGAAGCGGGGCUGGGGACAUGAUUUCCGGUGCUGGCCCCGGCAUUGUUGAGGCCACAGAUGCCGCCGCUGCUGGUGCUGCUGCUGUCACUGCGUCGACGCCGCUGCCGCCGGUUUCUCACCCCCCACUCUGGCCGUCCGCGCCAACAGCAACGGCAGCGGCUGCUUGGACCCAUGGGUCGGUUUGUGCAGAGCACAACUACGCAGCUCCCCUGGCUUCCGUCCCGCUGACCAUGCGUAAUCGCAGCUCCAGUAGCCCGGGGUUGCACGCUCAACAGAGCCGCAUGAUGCCUCCUCCGGGGCUGCAGCUUCCGUCCUGUGCCUCGGCCGGGGCAUUGCCCAUCAGUCGCGCAUCGGCACCGGGCAUGGAGGGGUACUGCGGCGCAGGCAUCCCGAGCCCCCGUACGGAGCAGGUGGUCGUACGGAAGGUGGGGCGCUUCACUGUUCGGGAGGUGGAACCGGUGGCAGGGGGCGGCUCUAAUGCGUCAAGUCGAAACCCCAGCAGCAGCGGCGCCCAGCUGGAUGCGCUUGCGUCAGCAGGCAUGGCCGCCGCCGCACCGGCCGAAGGGGCAGCGCUGCAGGGACGCAGCGCCCAGCCCGACGACGCCCUCGUCCUCGCCAGCCUGUACAGCAGCGGUAGCCUCGCCUCGGGCUCUGGCUGUAGUCGCGCCAGCUCCGGCGGUCCUGGCUCUGACGCCAUGGACUUGGUGCACAUGGGCCCGCAGCCUCCGCAUGCGCCUCGGACGCAGCAGGGGCUACAUCGUCAGAUGCUACACCCGCAACCUCCGCCGGAGCAGCAGCAGCAGCUGGCUGCUGUAGCAGCAGCCGGCGCUGCACAGCCCAAGGUGUUGUGUGUCAAGAGCAGGGGCCGGUUCAAAGUUAUUGAGCAUGAGGCCCUUCCGCCGCCUGCGCCUCCUCAGGCGCCGGUUGCCUCUCAGGAGGAUGCAGUGCUGCAGCCUCCGCAGCCGCAAAUUGCGGGCGGUUCGCUUCCAUGCGAGCUGCAAGAGGCUGGUUCGCUACGUCCUCCCCGACCGCCUGCAACCCAGCGGUGCACUUCACCGUCAUGUCCCAUCUCCCAGCAGGCAGGAGCACCCGCUUUGGAAGGCUCCCAUGUCGCGGUUACCCCAUACCAAGCGUGCACAGAACCAGCGCAUGUACAGCAGGCCUCCUCUUCCAUGCCGGUCAGUGCCCAAGCGCCGCCGCCCUCGCAGUCCCAUCACGUACCUCAGCAGACACAGCAAUUUGAGGCCGGCCUUGUGGAUGCGUAUGCUCCCUUGGUGCACGGAGGGGUCCUUCACCCACCGCCGGUGCUGCCUCCGACGUCGGCAUCAGGCGCCUCAGCCGCUGCUGCAGCCAAGCCUGCAGCGCCGGUUGCAGCGCCGCAGGCGCCCUGGGGUGGCUCGCGACCGCAGGCACCUGAGCAAGCGGCUGAGUUGCAUGCAGACAUGGCUCGCAUGGUGCGCGAACGCAUGGAGCGUAAUGCGCAGGGAUGUCAGCAAGCACAAGAGCAACAGCGGUCCCGGCAGCACCAACAACGUGAGAUGCAUGCACGUGGCAGGCGGGCCCAGGAACGGCCCGGAGGAGGCCUGCAAGGAGAAGGGGCAGAGAGGAGAGGAAGGGGCGCGGCUUUAGAUAACGAAGGCGAAGAGGAGGAGGACGAGGGCCCUGAGGAACGCUGCACGUAUGAGCUGUCGUUCGGCGCCGGCCUGACAAUCCAAAUCAGCCAUGACUUGCACGGGGCCCGUGGCGGCCGCGGCGGGGAAGAAGAGGGUGAGGACGAGUUAAUGGUGGAUGUGGGGAUCGUCGAGGAGGCUGAUGGAGAGGAUGAAGGUGGGGAGGAGGAGGAGGGGCGUGGAGGGGAGCAAGGGGAGGACGAGGCGGCGGAAGGGGACGUCGAGGAUUGGGAGGAGCAGCAGCCUUUGCAGCCGCCGGAAACACCGGCGCAUGAGCCUCUGCAUGAGCGGGAGGGCAGCUGGGCGGAUACAGCGCAGCGGAUGUUGCGGAGGCGGCGCCGCUGGCGGAGGCGGCUUGGGGGCUAUGGUGAGGACAGCGAUGAUAGCGACGAUGGUCUGGAGGAGGGCCGUGAUGGAAGUGAAGACGAGGAUUCCAUGGAAAUGCAGUAGGGCAAAUGCAUUCAUUACGUCAGCUAUAGGAACGAAUAGAUCAGAGGUCUUGGCAUGCGGUAAGGAGCAUGGUGCGAGUGGUCGUUUAUUUUUGGGGGCCGAGCCAGAGCAAUGCGCGCUUGUGGCUUCUCAAGGAAUAGGGCUGAAGUGGUUUACGGGAGUGUUGGUCCAGUGCGGCGCCGUUUAGCGUGGAUGGCCGUCGCUGGAACUAACGGUCGCAAGCCUGUUUCCAGGGAAAUGGCUUUGGCUGUUUAGCUGCUGUGUUGUGCUGCUGAGUGCUGUGGCCUGGUCACGGUGUUUAAACAUUUGGUUAAACACCGUGACAACAAAGGUUUCAUGCUACGGUUCAAGUGCUGCCUGCAGGCACCCCAGCUGUGAUGUUUUGCAGCUAGUGUCUCUUGAACUGUUGUGCCGUGAUUCGUGCUUUUUCUUUGUUCAAUUGUUUUUGCAGGUUACAAACGUAGGGGGCAUGUCAUGGGGGCACGAUGAACGCAAAGGGCGGCACGUGUGAUGUGCUCGCCAUCUCCUGUAUUGGGAUGAUGAUGGUGGCGGGGGCCUUCUAGCACGUUAGCAGGCGCAGGUUACUGGCUUUUUUCUUGGACAUGACAUGAUGACAUGACACUUGACAACAUGCGAUGACAUGGAAACACGUUAGCAUGAGAACCCACGAUUCAAGACGCUUAGCAAGUUGACAUGUCGAGCUGUACGAUGCUUUUGCUUUGUUGGGUGACAAUCCUGCAAACAUAAUAUAGACAUCUGAGAGGUACAAAGGCCGAACAGGCUUGCCGCAGACUUUGUUUGUGGUGUCCCGGUUUUCCUCACCGGUGUGACUACUGACGAUAGACUUGGACUUUCGUACAGUGCAUGGGGCACUAGUCUUGUGUAAUCCACUAGGUGCGA
This is a messenger RNA of Astrephomene gubernaculifera, 8996 nucleotides long. The record is from the annotation of a GenBank genome assembly. Lineage: Eukaryota; Viridiplantae; Chlorophyta; Chlorophyceae; Chlamydomonadales; Astrephomenaceae.